UUUUGAUUUGUUUUGUUUGUAGUGCCCGGCGGAGGUCAAACCCCAGUUCUGUCCACUCUCACUCCAGUAUAUUUGAGUUGUAUUGUUUUAAGCAAGGGUUUUCAGAGCUUUUGAGACCAUGUACGCACCUCCGGGAACUGCUGCGCCGGGAAACCGGAGGAGGAGAGGUGGAACGGCUUUACCCAAACAUCCAGAGAGGAGUUUAGCAUCCGCGUUGCCCGGGGCGCUUUCCAUCACUGCACUCUGUACGGCCCUGGCAGAACCAGCCUGGCUCCGUGUCCAUGGAGGAAACUGUCCCAGACAAGAGCUCGGUGUUGCAGACGUCCUGGGAUAUGUAGAUGACAAACUCAUCAAGGGUUUUGUUUUAUAAUCUCUGUGUAUAUUGUUCUUUUGGGUGUUUUUUGUUUUUUGUUUUUUUUGGGUUUUGUGUGGACUCAUGGCGUUUUUGUUUUGUGUGUUUUGGGACAAACACCCAGCCCUCAAGAUCACACGCAGAUACGCUUUCGCUCACAUCCUCACAGUUCUUUUUUGUAUUGUGGUAUUGUGAUAGUGUUCUUCUGAUGUGAUUCUGUACUUGUUGUGUCAGUACAAGAAGUACCACGGCUCGCUCAUCUACGUCACUUUUGCCAUCAGCUUCUACCUGGUGGCCGGUGCAGGCGGAGCCUCCAUUUUAGCCACGGCGGCCAACCUGCUCCGUCAUUACCCCACCGAAGAGGAGGAGCAGGCCCUGGAGCUCCUCUCAGAGAUGGAGGAGAGCAGUGAAACAUACCCAGCUGACUAUGACAUUGCCAAUCAAUUCCAGCCUCCGCCGGCCUACACACCCUGAUCGCCAUCCGCCGUCGCCCCACAUGUUCUCUGCCCAGUGCCACACCUUUGGCCUUCAGAUAAAGCAACGAUGUUCAGAUUUUAGGAAUGAAUAUUUAUUCAGUAUUCCAGAUCGUGCAGAAUAUCCAUGCACACAUUUAAAUGAGCGUUUUACUUUGGCAGACAGAGCACGCCUUGCGUGCAUGGAAUAAAUCAAAGAGAAUAAUUAUGGCAUUGCUUUUAGGAUUCCAUUCGAAUUCAUCUUGCAGUAGUUUGCAUGUAUCUGGCAAUAAAAACCCACACGGAUUUAGAUUUUUUGGCACGCUUUAUCGUUGAUUAAAGACUUGAAGGGCAUCGUGCUUGUUGAAGAUGCAUUUACCGGCAGCCUCUUUGGCGAACUAAACUGUGGGGAAUUAGUCCAAUUUUUUUUCCAAAGACAUAUUUUUCUGUUUCAUCAAAGGUUUAUCAUGUUUUCCAUUUGAAAUGUUGAGCUGCACUUUCAACUUUUGUUCCUGUUUUUCCAAUUGGUCACUUUCCUUUCAUUUUUAAUCAUGCUAUUAAAGUAUAAUUUUAUUUAUUUUAAUUAGUCAAUAGUCUACAGAUGCUGCCAUAUCUUGCACACUUCCAGAUUCAUCCCAUUGCAUCUUAAAAAAUCAUUUUUAAUCAGUUAUUGUAAUGUUACUUUAAUGCACAUAAAGCUGGAAAAACCCAAGAUGGAUGGAGAAAUUAUUAUUUAUUUAUUACCUGAUUGAAACAGACUCUCAAAGAAAGUAGAAAGCGGAUGUUUUAUGUACCUGUAAUUUGGAGGCUUUCAGGUUUGCCGACAUCACAUUGUGAGUGUGUUGUAUAUUAAUUGGUUUUUUUUUUUUGUUUUUUAGUGAAAUUGUGUUUGCUGUGUUUUGAUAGUAAUAUUGUGAGCGAUCAACGAGUCUUAACACAUUUCGAUCAUGAUUGUAUCCACGAUUCGCUCUUCUAGAUUUUCCUCUGGUCUGAUUAUUUUUGAUAAAAUCACCGCAUGACAUCUGAUUCUGCACUUGUGUUGCAUAAAUGGACUGUAAUUGUUCAGAUUUCACACAUGCUGGUCACUUUUGCAUAAAGUUUUGAUUGUUUUUCUAGCAA
Cyprinus carpio (common carp) is the source of this 1923-nucleotide messenger RNA. It is a transcript of the gene tmem127, whose product is annotated as transmembrane protein 127. The record is from RefSeq and is a predicted model, not a curated record. Gene Ontology annotation, cellular component: membrane. NCBI's taxonomy places the organism in Eukaryota, Metazoa, Chordata, Actinopteri, Cypriniformes, Cyprinidae. Gene Ontology annotation, biological process: negative regulation of cell population proliferation; negative regulation of TOR signaling.